This is a messenger RNA of Sabethes cyaneus, 1583 nucleotides long. It is a transcript of the gene meigo, whose product is annotated as solute carrier family 35 member B1 homolog. The record is from RefSeq and is a predicted model, not a curated record. Gene Ontology annotation, molecular function: UDP-galactose transmembrane transporter activity; UDP-glucose transmembrane transporter activity. Gene Ontology annotation, cellular component: endoplasmic reticulum membrane; Golgi membrane. NCBI's taxonomy places the organism in Eukaryota, Metazoa, Arthropoda, Insecta, Diptera, Culicidae. The coding region runs from base 127 to 1137 and encodes 336 amino acids. The transcript has 3 exons. Gene Ontology annotation, biological process: UDP-galactose transmembrane transport.
GUGUUCCAUCGUUCCGUCGUUGUCGUAUAACGUAUACUUUUCGUAUUGUGGUCGCAUUCUCUUGUUAAAAGAAGAGUGUUGUGGAAAUGUCAUCUAAGUUUAGCUUUUAAUAUUCACCUAUUUACAAUGUCUGACAAAAAGAGAUUUUUGAUUGCAGCUGUGGGCAUUUUUGUGUGUUACUUUUACUUCGGUAUUAUUCAGGAAAAGAUCACUCGUGGUAGGUACGGUGAUGACCCUCAAGAAGACGGCACGCGUGGAGAACAAUUCACGUUUACUUUAGCUCUGGUUGGUGUACAAUGCAUAUGCAACUGGUUAUUCGCCAAAGCUAUACUUGUGGUAAACCCACAGGCACAAGACACGACACCCAACAAGUACUACGCGAGCAGUGCAUUGACCUAUCUAUUAGCGAUGAUUAGCUCGAAUAUGGCACUACGCUGGGUAGCUUAUCCGAUGCAAGUUGUAGCAAAGUCGGCUAAACCCAUUCCAGUAAUGUUGCUUGGCGUAAUACUUGGUCGAAAAACAUACACGGUGCAAAAGUAUUUGUUUGUACUGCUAAUUGUUCUGGGAGUGGGUCUUUUUAUGUUCAAAGAGGGAAAAGUAACCGACAAACCGCUCGAACAGGAAGGCUUGGGUCAGCUGCUAUUGAUUAUGAGCUUGACUAUGGAUGGAUUAACUGGAGCUGUGCAAGAACGUAUGCGACAACACAGUUCACCUUCUGCUCAGCACAUGAUGCUAGCGAUGAAUGGCUGGAGUGCGCUGGUAGUAACUCCCGGACUACUGAUAUCUGGCGAAGGAAAGCAGUUCUUGGAGUUUGCAAUCAAGUAUCCACAAAUGUUAGUUCAUCUCGCGUCCCUUUCUCUGGCAGGAGCUCUUGGACAAUUAUUUAUUUUUAUGAUGGUUUCAUCGUACGGUGCUUUGGCAUGUUCAGUCGUCACUACUACGCGAAAAUUCUUUACCGUUCUUUGCUCAGUGGUUUUGUUUGGCAACAAUCUAACUGGUCGCCAAUGGCUUGGAGCGGGAUUUGUAUUUACCGGACUGUUUGCUGAUAUGUUUUACGGUAAAAAAGGAACCGUAGGAAGCGGGAAACCUGUGCAAAAACCUAAGAAUAAAGGAGAUACAGAGGAGCUUCUAAAAUAAAAAAUAAGUACAGCUUUCAAAUAAAAUGUAAAAUACGCAAAAACUCCAUUUGACCGCCGCUAUUGUGAACAUCUUAAAACGGAUUGUUUUAAUCUGAACCCCGCUAUUUUAAUUGCGUUCACAUCAAAAGGUGAUCAAACGUCAUACAUAAUUGAUGGAUAAAUUGACUGGACACAAUGAAAAAUGAAUUCGCCUAAGCUGAAUAAAGUGUCAUUCACAUUACCGAGAGUUCACGUAUUCCCGAGAUCAAAUUACACACAUUAUGAAGGGAUCGUGCCAAUUGCACAUUGUCAUCGGUCGUAGAUAGAUGUAUACCGCAGGAUGGUAAUCUGGUGCUACAAAACCAUUCACUAUCAUGAACACUUUAUAGCUGUGAAUACUUAUAAGAAGAAACAAAUCUCCUAAAAUCCAUUUAUAAAUUAAAUAAAUUUAACCUUAGUACAAAU